This is a messenger RNA of Dibothriocephalus latus, 255 nucleotides long. NCBI's taxonomy places the organism in Eukaryota, Metazoa, Platyhelminthes, Cestoda, Diphyllobothriidea, Diphyllobothriidae. The record is from the annotation of a GenBank genome assembly.
AUGGUUAGGACGUUUGCCUCUGACCGGAGAGACGUUGUGCACCCCGGCGAUGUAGUCAGUCUGCUUUUGGAGAAUCAGACUUCGCACCACUAUGAGUAUUCUCCCUCCUGCGCCGCCCCCAGUACCGCGUUCGGAGGCAGUCAACGCAUGCACAAGCGCGUCUCCUCAGACGCCUAUGGUGGUUACUUCCCGUCGCCCCACUCAGCUGUCGAUCUCUCCUCUCUUCCGCCCUCGGAGAACGCGAGUGGUCGUGAA